CGCUCACAAUCACCCUAUUUUGAACUGGUUUUACGAUCCCAUCAUCCCUUCUUCUUAUUCAGGUUUGUGAAGCCUCAAUGUCGCGUUUAAUUGCCUAUACUUUUAUACAUUGUCUGUUCUGAAUACACAGUUCCUGUUCCCCCCUUUGCUAUUCUCUCAUUCUUUCUGUUCUGGGUGGUUAUUGGAGAAAGGGGCAUAUGAUCCGAGAUUAUAUUGGAUUCUUGCUCCACAAAAUACUUUGUUAAAGGUAUACUGAGAGAGAGAGAAUUCAAUUCAUUGAGGAUGAGCGGAGCUGUGCUUGUUGCACUCGCUGCUGCCAUUGGUAACCUGUUGCAAGGAUGGGACAAUGCAACUAUUGCAGGAUCUCUCCUUUACAUCAAGAAGGAAUUUCAUUUGGAAACCCAGCCAACCAUGGAAGGGCUAAUUGUUGCGAUGUCACUGAUCGGAGCUACAAUAAUCACGACGUUUUCUGGACCUGUAUCUGAUACAGUAGGACGGCGUCCAUUGCUCAUAGCUUCAUCUGUUCUGUAUUUCCUUAGUGGGUUGUUCAUGCUGUGGGCUCCAAAUGUUUAUACCUUGCUUUUGGCAAGGCUACUGGAUGGAUUUGGAGUUGGUCUUGCAGUCACACUUGUUCCAGUCUAUAUCUCCGAAACGGCUCCUCCAGAAAUAAGGGGGUUAUUGAAUACUUUUCCCCAGUUAACUGGCAGCGGUGGGAUGCUUUUUUCGUACUGCAUGGUCUUUGGAAUGUCGUUGAACGAAUCACCGAAUUGGAGGGUAAUGCUUGGAGUUCUUUCGAUUCCUUCUCUUGUUUAUAUCCUUUUGGCGAUAUUCUACUUGCCUGAAUCGCCUAGGUGGCUUGUCAGUAAAGGGAAGAUUAAGGAAGCUAAGAAAGUUCUGCAGCAAUUGCGUAGCAGAGAAGAUGUCUCAGGUGAAAUGGCCUUGCUGAUGGAAGGUCUAGAUGUUGGAGGCGAUGUAUCUGUAGAAGAGUAUAUUAUUGCACCAGACAACGACCUUGAUGACAACCAAGAACAAGUAGUAGACAAGGAUCAAAUUAAGUUAUAUGGUGCUGAAGAGGGGCAAUCGUGGGUGGCAAAACCUGUCACCGGGCAAAGUGCUCUUGGCCUGGUUACCCGUCGUGGAAGUAUGGCAGCGUCUCAGAGCUCUUUUAUAGAUCCUAUGGUCACUCUCUUCGACAGUGUACAUGAGAAGCUACCCGAGAAUUCAGGAAGCAUGAAGAGCAUGCUGUUUUCGAAUUUUGGCAGCAUGUUCGGUGUGGCUGAGAAUAAAACCGAAAAUUGGGAUGAGGAGAACCAAAGGGAGGGGGAUCGUAAUGUAUCCGAUGAUUCUGGGAACGAGUCCGAUGACAAUCUAAGGAGCCCACUCCUCUCACAUGAAGACACAAAUGCAGGAAAGGAUAUGGAGGCAAGACAAGGAAGCACCCUUUCGCAAGUAAACGAGGACAAUGAAGUGAGUAGUGUUGGUAUCGGUGGCGGUUGGCAGCUGGCCUAUAAGAAAGACGAGAGAAAGGAAGGAGCACUCCGAAGGAUUUAUUUGCAUCAGGAAGGUGGCGGUGGAUCACGGCGUGGCUCCAUGGUCUCCCUCACUGGUGGUGAUAACCCUGCUGCAGAUGGCGAAUGUGUUCAUGCCGCUGCUCUAGUCAGCAAGUCAGUUCUUCGGACAUCGGACAUAAUGGGUCAAAUACCUAUCGAAGAAGCAAUGGUGAAAAAAUCCAAGCCCACCCCAGCUAAAGAACCUGGCUGGAAGGAGCUCUGUGAGCCUGGAGUCAAGCAUGCACUUAUUGUUGGUGUAGGACUUCAAAUACUUCAGCAGUUUUCUGGAAUAAACGGAGUUCUCUAUUACACGCCUCAAAUUCUUCAACGUGCCGGUGUUUCACUUCUGCUUGCACAUUUGGGUUUGAGCCCAGACUCGGCAUCUAUCCUCAUUAGCGCUGCCACAACGCUUUUGAUGCUUCCCGCCAUAGGUGUUGCAAUGAAACUGAUGGACCUUGCAGGCAGGAGGUGGCUUUUGCUCACGACUUUGCCAGUCUUGUUUCUAUCACUUGUGACGCUAGUCCUGGGGAGUUCGAUCGAUAUGGGGCAAGUGGUGAAUGCGGUUGUAUCCACGACUGGCGUCGUCUUCUACUUGUGCUGCUUUGUGAUGGGGUAUGGCCCGAUCCCUAACAUCCUGUGCGCUGAGAUCUUCCCCACCCGAGUUCGUGGCAAAUGCAUUGCGAUAUGCGCUCUCACAUUUUGGAUUUGCGAUAUCAUUGUCACGUACUCGCUCCCUCUAAUGCUCUCUUACUUUGGUCUGCGUGGAGUGUUCGGGAUCUACAUGGUUGUGUGCGCGGUUUCUUGGGUUUUCGUGUUCUUGAAGGUUCCGGAAACAAAGGGCAUGCCCCUUGAAGUCAUCACAGAGUUCUUUGCUGUUGGUGCAAAGAAAACAAGUGAUUAAAUACCUUUUGUCUCCAUGCAUCAUUUCAAGGGGAAUUCAGCUUACUGUGAAAACCAGAGGGCAUCUAGGAUUGAAAAUAUUGAAGAUUUUGUGAUUAAGAAGAAAGAUAUGAUGAUCAAAGAGGAGAACAGAGAACUCAACAACAAGCUCUCAUAAUUUUUCUUCAAAAAAUUUAUUUAUUUUGGUUUUUCUGGCUUCUUUUUUAUUUUCUAAACCUUGUUUUUCCCACAAAUCCUUCAGUUGGGCUUGCUAAGAAUAUAAUGUAAUCCAAAUGUGGACAGAAAAAAUUUGUUGUGUUGAUUUCUUGAGAUUUUGAUGAAUACAGACAACAUUUGCAUUUGUUAA
This is a messenger RNA of Ipomoea nil (Japanese morning glory), 2796 nucleotides long. RefSeq names its product monosaccharide-sensing protein 2-like. NCBI's taxonomy places the organism in Eukaryota, Viridiplantae, Streptophyta, Magnoliopsida, Solanales, Convolvulaceae. Gene Ontology annotation, biological process: transmembrane transport. The transcript has 6 exons. Gene Ontology annotation, molecular function: myo-inositol:proton symporter activity. Bases 283 to 2451 code for a protein of 722 amino acids. The record is from RefSeq and is a predicted model, not a curated record. Gene Ontology annotation, cellular component: membrane.